Messenger RNA from Phytophthora sojae, 820 nucleotides. RefSeq lists its product as hypothetical. Gene Ontology annotation, cellular component: cytosol; proteasome core complex; nucleus. Lineage: Eukaryota; Oomycota; Peronosporomycetes; Peronosporales; Peronosporaceae. The record is from RefSeq and is a predicted model, not a curated record. Gene Ontology annotation, biological process: ubiquitin-dependent protein catabolic process. The transcript is spliced from 3 exons. The coding region runs from base 25 to 777 and encodes 250 amino acids.
AGCGAGCAGCACCCGAGAAGCCCCAUGUCGAGACGAUACGACGGCCGCACGACUACCUUCUCGCCGGAAGGCCGCCUCUUCCAGGUGGAGUAUGCCAUGGAGGCCAUUAACAACGCCGGCUCGGCCGUGGGUAUCCUCGCGAAGGACGGCAUCGUGAUUGCAGCGGAGAAGAAGACGGUGUCGAAGCUGCUGACGCCCAGCAAGACGAGCGAGAAGACCAUCAAGCUGGACGACCACCUGAUCUGCGCCGUCGCCGGCCUGACCUCUGACGCCAACAUUCUGGUGAACUACGCGCGUCUGGCGGCGCAGCGCUACGAGCUCGCGUACCAGGAGAAGGAGCCGUGCGAGCAGUUGGUGCAGACCAUUUGCAACUACAAGCAGGCCUACACGCAGUUCGGCGGCCAGCGCCCCUUCGGCGUGUCGUUCCUGUACGCUGGCUGGGACCGCCACCACGGCUUCCAGCUGUACCACAGCGACCCCAGUGGAAACUACGGUGGCUGGAAGGCCACCGCCAUCGGCGCCAACAACCGCGCCGCCAAGAGCAUGCUCAAGAGCGACUACGAAGAGGGCAUGACGGUGGAGGAGGCACUGGCCUUCUCGGUGAAGGUCAUGAACAAGACCAUGGACUCGACCUCCCCCAGCGCAGAGAAGCUUGAGUUCACGACGGUCACGCGGAACGCCGAGGGCAAGAUCGUGCACCGCCAGCUGACCCAGAAGGAGACGGAAGAGCUGCUGCAGAAGGCGGCUGCGGACACUGCCUCCUCGGGCGACAUGUAAGCAGCAUGUCUCUAAAGCAGUUUACUGGUGAUAAGUGGGCAUU